CGCGGCUCCCGGGCUCCGGAGCGGAGCAGCACCGCGAGCUGCACUAGAGGGAGCUGCCGCCGCGCCCGCCGCCCCGAGCGCCGCCUCCCCAGCCCGCGCCGCCGCGAUGGCGGAGGACAGCGAGUCUGCAGCCAGCCAGCAGAGCCUGGAGCUGGACGACCAGGACACGUGCGGCAUAGACGGGGACAAUGAAGAGGAGACUGAGCACACCAAAGGGAGUCCUGGAGGGGAUUUCGGAGCCAAGAAGAAAAAGAAGAAGCAGAAGAGAAAAAAGGAGAAGCCCACCUCUGGAGGGGCCAAGUCCGACUCGGCGUCUGACUCCCAGGAGGCUAAAGCCCAGCCACCUUCCAAGAAUGCCGCCGUUCCCAUGCAGAAGCUGCAGGAUAUGCAGAGAGCCAUGGAGCUGCUGUCCGCGUGCCAGGGCCCGACCCGGAGCACUGAUGAGGCCGCGCAACACAGAUACCAGUUUUGGGACACGCAGCCAGUGCCCAAACUAAAUGAAGUCAUAACGUCCCACGGUGCAAUUGAACCAGAUAAAGACAAUGUCCGUCAGGAGCCGUAUUCCCUGCCCCAGGGUUUCAUGUGGGACACUUUAGACCUGAGUAAUGCCGACGUGCUCAAGGAGCUGUACACGUUGUUAAAUGAGAAUUACGUGGAAGACGAUGACAAUAUGUUCCGCUUUGACUACUCGCCCGAGUUCCUGCUGUGGGCGCUGUGCCCCCCAGGCUGGCUCCUUCAGUGGCACUGUGGGGUCAGAGUGUCUUCAAAUAAAAAACUCGUGGGAUUCAUAAGUGCCAUCCCCGCAAACAUCCGGAUAUAUGACAGUGUGAAGAAGAUGGUAGAAAUCAACUUUCUUUGUGUGCACAAGAAACUGAGGUCCAAACGAGUAGCCCCAGUGUUAAUUCGAGAAAUAACUAGAAGAGUGAAUCUGGAAGGAAUCUUCCAGGCCGUGUAUACCGCUGGGGUAGUUCUUCCUAAGCCGGUGGCCACGUGCAGAUACUGGCAUCGAUCACUAAACCCCAGAAAAUUGGUAGAAGUGAAAUUUUCUCACUUGAGUAGAAAUAUGACUUUACAGAGAACAAUGAAGCUAUACAGACUUCCGGAUGUUACAAAGACUUCAGGUUUGAGACCGAUGGAACCAAAAGAUGUCAAAGCAGUUCGAGAAUUAAUCAACAGCUACCUGAAGCAGUUUCAUCUAGCCCCGGUGAUGGAUGAAGAGGAGGUAGCCCACUGGUUCCUCCCCCGGGAGCAGAUUAUCGACACUUUUGUAGUGGAGAGCUCCAGUGGCAGACUGACAGAUUUCCUGAGCUUCUACACGCUCCCCUCCACGGUGAUGCAGCACCCUGCUCACAAGAGCCUCAAAGCUGCCUACUCCUUCUACAACAUUCACACCGAGACACCCCUGCUGGACCUCAUGAACGACGCACUCAUCAUAGCCAAGCUGAAAGGAUUUGAUGUAUUCAAUGCACUAGAUUUGAUGGAAAAUAAAACAUUCCUGGAAAAACUCAAGUUUGGUAUAGGAGAUGGCAAUUUACAGUAUUACUUGUACAACUGGAGGUGUCCGGGAACAGAGUCUGAAAAGGUUGGACUUGUACUACAAUAAAUGGAUAUUUUUAUUUCUAAAAAUCGGACAUCAUCGUUUCUUAAUAGUCUAUGUAAUGAUACCUGGAAUUGCCAUUCCAAAGAAAAAUAAAAAGCACAACUUUAAGUGAAAUUGAAGUAGUUGGUAACCAUCAGAAAAGAUGAAAAUACUUCCAUAUGUGACCAAUAGUACACAUUCUAGCUAAAUCAUUAAAAUGCACCCCUUAUUCACUGUUUACCCAUUUAUGAGGGAUGAUGGGGUACAGAGCACAUUUCUCUAAUUUUCAAACUUUUGGCUAUUUUGCUGAAGAGAGGGUGUUUUUCCACUCUAGGAAAAUAACCAUUUUUCCUAUGAACUGAAGAAAUAACGCUUGUAAAAGGAAACCUUUGCUAUUAUAUGGAGACAGACUGCUACACUUCUGUUUGAUGGUAUGUUUGUGUAGGAGAAUGAAGGAUCCAUUGGGAAAAUUCUCACUGCUGUCACUUUACCUGCUAUCACUGGGAACACCUAAGCGUGGACUCAACACUUCCAUAACUCAGUGACAAGGCACGGCUGAGUGUGAAAAAAACAUAAAGAUGUACUGGGAACUGGUCCCUUUAUUUCUCCAUAAGCAACACUGCCCAAUCCAUAGACACCCAGACUUGUACUUUGGUCUUGAGCAGGUCAGUGAAUUGUUUGAAAAGCAAAGUUGUGUGCACACGUGAAGCGUGCUCUCUGAAAGAGCAUAUGCCCACGGCCAGACUUUUCUGCUGCCCUACAUCAAGGACAUGGGAGGAAAAGGAAAUAAAGGCUCUAAACUCAAAAGAAACGCCCAGUGGGAUUCGUUAGUGCUAUCAGGACCUUGAUAGUCUGAAUGUUUUUAUUGCUUAUGCAAAAUUGCACAUAUUCCUUUAUGCUGACUCUUAAUUUAUCAUGAAACUGUCAUGCUAAUGGAAAAUGUCUUAUUUGUAAAUAAGUAUUCAUAAUUUUGUUAC
Messenger RNA from Oryctolagus cuniculus (rabbit), 2556 nucleotides. RefSeq names its product N-myristoyltransferase 2 (gene NMT2). Gene Ontology annotation, molecular function: glycylpeptide N-tetradecanoyltransferase activity. Lineage: Eukaryota; Metazoa; Chordata; Mammalia; Lagomorpha; Leporidae. Gene Ontology annotation, cellular component: cytoplasm. Gene Ontology annotation, biological process: N-terminal peptidyl-glycine N-myristoylation. The record is from RefSeq and is a predicted model, not a curated record.